AUGAAUGACGAACAAGAUCCAACUACUAUAAAAGCGGAAACAAACUCAGACAAUGGGGUAGAAACAAAACCUAAACGAAAAAAAGUGGCUCGGGCAUGUACACAUUGUCAUAAAGCUCAUAUGACUUGUGAUUCAGGAAGGCCUUGUAAAAGAUGUGUUCAAAGAGGUUUAGAUCAAACAUGUGAAGAUGCACCAAGAAAGCGUAAGAAAUAUUUAGAUGAUGUACCAAAUUCAAGUUUAAGUAUUAAAAGAACAAAUAGCAAUCCACAAAAUGGAUAUGAAUUACAUCAAGUACAAUCAUUAGACUCAACGUUAGCCAAUCAUCAACAACACUACGGUAAUCAUUAUAAUUAUGCACCACCAUUACAACUGCGACAAUCUAAUGAGAGAAUCCAUCAACUACAGUCUGAUCAACAACAACAACCACAGCCGCAAAUUCUGAGAGGAUCAUCAUCAGGAAGUCAAAUACCAUAUCAGCAAAUACAACAACAACCACAAACUAUUCAGUCAAGUUUUCAAAAUCAAACUCAUGAAAUAUUACCAUCAAAUCAUAGAACAUAUCAAGCUACAAUGUUUCAACAUAGUGCAACUGCUCCUGAACUCAUGCAAGCAAAUUCUAAAUACUAUGUUCAGGAUAUUUUUAAUCAUCAUCAACUUCAACAAUCCCAGAAUCAAUAUCAACAACACCAACAACUAAGCCAGAAUCAACAUCAACAUCAACAACAGAGCCAGAACCAACAUCAACACCAACAACAACAACCACAUAACCAACAGCUGGAGCAGCAAUUACAACGACCACAUUUAAAUCCUACUUCACCAUCAUCAUAUAUUCAAAAUCAAAGGAAAACGAAAUUCUUAUCUACAGCUGCAGACUUGGAGUAUGCAACUUUAUCCAAUAUUUUACAAGAUAAUUUAGGUGGUCAUCAUACAACUUCAAAUGAAGGUACACCGAAUUCGCAACAUUUUUCUCCAAAUUUAUCACCACAUAAUAAUGUGCCAAACACUAUUAGUAAAGUUACUUCAAGAGAAACGGCUCCAGAUCAAUCUACACUUGAUAAGAACUCUGACAUUCCACCAAUUCCUUCAAUAGAUACUCGAACAAGCAUAUAUGAUGAUUCAAAAUAUCCAAAAUGUGACGAUUCAAUAAAUCAAUAUUUAUUAGGUAAAACAGAUUCAGAUAAUAUAGUAACUUUCCCAGAUAUAAUUACAGCACUCGAGGAAAUGAAAAAAAAUGAUUAUGCAGUAUAUCAAGAAAGAAACUCCAAACUGAAUUUAUCAUUCUCAAUUGGAAUACUGCAUGAAGAUAAUGGCUCCACUAUAGGAAAAGAUGAAUCAAUUUUCAAAGAACCUGAAGAGAUUUAUGCAAAAGUAAAAAAACCAUUUUCUUAUACACCAGGUUAUCAUUCAUUAAUUGCUUAUCUACGUAAAAGAUUUUCAAAACCAAUGUUGGUUAAAAUGGCAGAAUCAAUGGCUUCUUAUAGACCUUCAUUCAUUGCAUGUACUAAUUCCCUAAAGGAGCAUGAUUUAAUUUUUAUGGAACAAUGUUUUCAAAGAACUUUAUUAACUUAUGAUAAUUUUAUAAAGAUAAGUGGUACACCAACAAUAGUAUGGAGAAGAACAGGAGAAAUAGCUUAUGUUGGUGAUGAGUUUUGUAUUUUAACUGGCUGGAAUAAAGAUGAAUUAAUCGGGAAUGGUAAAAGGAAAUUUAUAGUGGAGCUAUUAGAUGAUAAAUCAGUUGUUGAAUAUUUUCAAGUGUUUUCAAGAAUAGCAUUUGGUGAUUUUUUAGGUGCUACAAUAACUGAAUGUACCUUAUUAACUCCCAAAACUGAUGUUAAAAUAAGAACAGGCUUUCUAAAAGCAACCAUUGAAUUACUCCCAAAAAUGGCUUCAUCAUCUUCACCACAUCAUCAUGCUAAAUUGACCCCGAAUCUAAUAGUUUCUGUAUCAAUAAUAUGUUUGGGAUCACUACAAUUUGGUUAUCAUAUGGCAGAAUUGAAUUCCCCAGAAUUAGUAUUAUCAUGUAGAAAGUCACAACCAGGUGCAAUACCUUAUGAACAAUCAUUUUUUGGUUCAAGAGGUUAUGAAAAAUGUAUAUCAAUGACACCUGAACAAAUUGGUUUGGUGACUUCUAUUUUUUCUAUUGGUGGAUUAAUUGGAUCAUUUUAUGUUGGAUAUUUAGCUGAUAAAUAUGGUAGAAAAUUUACUGGUUAUUUACAUUGUCUUAUGUAUAUUAUUGGAUCAAUGAUUAAUGGAUUGAGUAACACCUAUAUAAGUUUAUUGAUUGGAAGAUUUGUUUGUGGAUUAGGUGCCGGAUCAGCAUUAGUUAUAACAUCAUUGUAUAUUAAUGAAGUAUCACCUAUAAAUUCAAAGGGGUUAUUAGGAUCAAUGAAUCAAGUUAGUAUUAAUGUUGGUAUAUUAUUUACACAAUUGUUAUCUUUAAAAUGGUCAAAUGAUAACGAUUGGAGAUGGUUAUUAAUUAUGGGAGGCAUAAUAGCUAUGAUUAAUAUUGUGGUUUUAGCAUUACUUGUUCAUGAAAGUCCAAUGUGGUUAGCAAAUCAAGGUUCAAAAGAUCAAGCGUUUUUUGUUUUACAUAAAUUAAGAGGUGGUAAUUAUUCAUUUGUUUCUGAAGAAGUAAAUAGUUGGAAAACUACUAGUUCUGAAGAAACUGAAGGAUUUAUGGAGAAUGGUGAUUUAGGAGAAGUAAAUCCAGAAGAACUUGAACAACAAAAGAAAAACUCAGUAACUGUUAAAGAAUAUAUUACAUCACCUGAAUUUAGACCUUCAUUAAUUGCAUCCACUGGUAUUUUAAUAUUACAACAAUUUGAUGGUAUAAAUUCAAUUAUAUUUUAUGGAGUUUCAGUAUUAGUUUCAAUAUUCCCAAAUCAUUCAAUAAUCAUUAAUUGUUUGAUAUCUACAGUUAAUGUUAUAGUUACUUUUGGUUCAGCUACAGUAGUUGAUAAAUUAGGUAGGAAACCAUUAUUAUUAAUUUCAGUAUCAUUUUUAAGUUUAGCAACAACUUUCAUGGGUUUUGGAAUAAUUACAAAAAGUUCAAUAUUAUCAAUUUUAGGAACUUUUACAUUUAUAACAUUUUUCGCUAUAGGAUUAGGUCCAAUCCCAUUUUUGUUAGUAGGAGAAGUAACUCAACCAAAUGCAAAAGCUUCAGCUCAAAGUUUUGGUACUAGUUUAAAUUGGAUAGCUACUUUUAUUGUUGGUUAUUUGUUUCCUAUUUUGUUACAUUCAAUAGGUGGAUCUGUUUAUUUUAUUUUUACUGGAAUGUGUAUUUUCAGUGUUUGGUUUAUUUCAAAAUAUAUACCUGAAACAAAAGGUAAAACUUCAUAUGCUGAAGUAUGGAGUCAUUUUAAUUAG
Messenger RNA from Lodderomyces jiufengensis, 3366 nucleotides. RefSeq names its product Hgt18p (gene HGT18). Gene Ontology annotation, biological process: transmembrane transport; cellular response to starvation; regulation of DNA-templated transcription. Bases 1 to 3366 code for a protein of 1121 amino acids. Gene Ontology annotation, molecular function: DNA-binding transcription factor activity, RNA polymerase II-specific; transmembrane transporter activity; zinc ion binding. The record is from RefSeq and is a predicted model, not a curated record. Gene Ontology annotation, cellular component: nucleus; membrane. NCBI's taxonomy places the organism in Eukaryota, Fungi, Ascomycota, Pichiomycetes, Serinales, Debaryomycetaceae. The transcript has 3 exons.